Molecule: messenger RNA, 1641 nt
Organism: Striga asiatica
Lineage: Eukaryota; Viridiplantae; Streptophyta; Magnoliopsida; Lamiales; Orobanchaceae
Source: the annotation of a GenBank genome assembly
CCAGAAUCGACCCGUAAUGGAUAAGGGUACGAUUCAAGGACCCGUACAUCCGAGCCGGGUUGCUGGUCCACCCUGGCCACUUCUACCUACGCUGCUAAACGGAUAAACCCCUUUGAGCUUGCUAUCGAAAUCGCUCAAAUAAUGGCAGGAAACACAACCAAGAAAAUAUCAGCAGCUUCAGCUAGGGCUCAUACUAGGAAAUCCAAGAAAAGAGGCAAAAGUCCUCUUAGAUUUUUUACUUCAAAACUUAACCAGCCUCAGGCUAUGAUUAAACUUGCAGAUUCUUCCUUUUCUAAUGGCAUGCUUCAUGAAAUAAUGAUUGCCCAGAUAGCAAUUGGGUCACUAAUUGGAUUUUUGGGAUAUGCUUAUCUGGCAAUAAGACCACCUGCACCUAAAAUAUGCGGCUCUCCGGGUGGACCUCCGGUGACCUCAUCGAGGGUGAAACUUAGUGAUGGGAGGCAUUUAGCUUACAAGGAGAGAGGGAUCGAAAAAGAAAAAGCCUAUUACAAGAUAAUUGUUUCCCAUGGCUUUGGUGAUUCUAAGGAUUUCAACCUUCCUGUUUCCGAAGAGCUCAUAAACGAAGUACGUAUAUACAUCCUGUCAUUCGAUCGUGGGGGUUAUGGAGAGAGUGACCCUAAUCCUGCAAGGACUGUGAAGAGCGACGCAUUUGACAUUCAGGAACUGGCUGACAAAUUGAAUCUCGGGCCCAGGUUUUAUCUGAUUGGUAUAUCCAUGGGAGCUUAUCCUGUUUACGGCUGCCUUAAAUACCUCCCUCACAGGGUUUCGGGAGCUGCACUCGUUUCUCCUGUCGUUAACUACUGGUGGCGGUGCUUUCCUCCCGAACUAUCAAAAAAAGCCUUGGGAAAAAUUAUUUUCGAAGACCGGCUGACUUUUAGAAUUGCCCAUUAUGCCCCCUGGCUGUUGAACUGGUGGAUGACUCAGAAGUUGUUCCCGUCUUUCAGCCUCUUGCAAGGAAAGCUCGAUGCUUUAAGCCGCUCGGACAUUGAGAUCCUCAAGCAGUCGCCAGGAAUUCCAAAAGAGGAACAGGAGAAAAUACUACAACAAGGUGCUCAUGAAUGUUUGCAUAGGGAUAUGAUGAUAGGUUUUGGGAAAUGGGAUUUCGAACCCAUGAAUAUCGUUAAUCCUUUCCCUAACAAAGAAGGCUCGUUUCAUAUGUGGCAUGGGUAUGAAGAUAAAGCUGUUCCUCAAGAGCUUAAUCGAUAUUUGGCCGAGCAGCUUCCAUGGAUCCAAUAUCAUGAGGUUCCGGAUACCGGACAUCUGUUGAUCUAUAAUUCCACGCUUUGUGAAUCCAUAAUCACUGCGCUUUUAUCUUCAUGAGUAGAAUGCGCAGCCUUUGAGUAAAGGGUUUCAGGUGACGAUUCUUUUUGUCCUUCUGUAACAAAGUGUAAAUUUAAGAACCUUCCCCGACUCCUACGAUGUAGUGUAAUCACUGGUGUCUUUUUUUAAUCCAUUGGAUCAAUAGUAAAACCUGGUGACUGUCAGGUGAAAUAUUCCCCUUUUCCCAUGUUAAAUGUCAGAUUUUCCCUGGUGACUGUCAGGUGAAAUAUUCCCCUUUUCCCAUGUUAAAUGUCAGAUUUUCUUGAUUUUGGAGAUAUGUUUUCUUGAAGAACUGUAGAUUUU